AUGGCUUCCAACGGCGACAAUGAGGUUCUCGAUGCCAACAAGGCUCUUGAUAUCCUCAAGGAAUACGAAGGUCGUGAUGGUAUUUCUGUCACUGAGCUACUUGACUCUAAGAAACGCGGUGGUUUAACCUAUAAUGACUUUCUUGUCCUCCCCGGCUACAUUGGAUUUCCAGCUAGCGAGGUUGCUCUUGAUUCCAAAAUCACUCGUAACAUCUCCCUCAAAAUUCCACUAGUCUCCUCGCCUAUGGACACCGUUACAGAGACAGACAUGGCGAUCCAUAUGGCGCUGCUCGGUGGUGUGGGUAUCAUCCACCACAACUGCCCCGCCGAGGAACAGGCCGAGAUGGUUAGGAAGGUCAAGAGGUACGAGAACGGGUUUAUCCUAGAUCCUGUUGUUCUCAGCCCUUCGCAUUGCGUCAAGGAUGUUCGAGAAGUGAAGGAGAAGCAAGGGUUCGCUGGUAUCCCAAUCACUGAAAACGGUACCCUCUCCUCGAAGCUCGUCGGUAUGGUCACCAUGCGUGAUAUCCAAUUCGUUCGGGACCCAAACACCCCUCUUCAAGAAGUCAUGACUCCGCGCUCCGAACUCGUAACUGCGAACCAGGGUGUCACCCUCAGCGAGGCCAAUGUUAUCCUUCAAAAAUGCAAAAAGGGAAAACUGCCCAUUGUUGAUAACAACGACAACCUGACAGCCCUUCUUUCCCGUUCCGAUCUCAUGAAAAACCAUAACUUCCCCCUGGCUUCCAAAGUCACCGCUUCGAAGCAGCUUCUUUGCGGUGCUGCCGUUGGAACAAGACCCGAUGAUCGGGUUAGAUUGCAAAAGUUGGUUGACGCCGGUUUGGAUAUCAUCGUCAUCGAUUCGUCGCAAGGUAACUCGCUAUACCAAAUCGAGAUGAUCAAGUGGAUCAAGAAGACAUUCCCACAGAUCGAUGUUAUCGGCGGAAACGUCGUAACUCGGGAGCAAGCCGCCGCGUUGAUCGCUGCUGGAGCAGAUGGUUUGCGUAUCGGUAUGGGAUCUGGUAGCGCAUGUAUCACACAGGAAGUCAUGGCGGUCGGAAGACCACAGGCUCAAGCUGUUUACAGCGUCUGCGAGUUUGCCGCUAGAUUCGGGGUACCUUGUAUCGCUGAUGGUGGUGUCCAGAACGUCGGCCACAUUGUCAAGGGAUUGGCUCUGGGUGCCAGCGCUGUUAUGAUGGGUGGUCUGUUGGCCGGUACAACGGAAAGCCCUGGCAAGUACUUUUUGAGCGAGAAGGGACAGCUGGUUAAGGCUUACAGAGGGAUGGGAAGUAUCGACGCCAUGGAAAGCCAGAAGACCGGUGAUAAUGCGGCUACCGGCAGGUAUUUCAGUGAAGCGGACAAGAUUUUUGUUGCGCAAGGUGUCAGUGGCAGUGUCGCCGAUAGAGGGUCUGUUACAAAGUUUGUACCGUACCUCCAAGCCGGUCUUCAGCACUCACUUCAAGACAUCGGCGUCAAAUCCGUUGCUGAAUUGAAGGAAGGUGUUAAAGCCGGAACUGUUAGAUUCGAAAUCCGAACCGCCAGCGCUCAGAUGGAAGGAAACGUACACGGUCUGCAUAGCUUCGAGAAGAGGUUGUACUCUUAG
Messenger RNA from Orbilia oligospora ATCC 24927, 1596 nucleotides. RefSeq lists its product as uncharacterized. The record is from RefSeq and is a predicted model, not a curated record. The coding region runs from base 1 to 1596 and encodes 531 amino acids. Lineage: Eukaryota; Fungi; Ascomycota; Orbiliomycetes; Orbiliales; Orbiliaceae. Gene Ontology annotation, molecular function: IMP dehydrogenase activity. Gene Ontology annotation, cellular component: cytoplasm. Gene Ontology annotation, biological process: GTP biosynthetic process. The transcript is spliced from 4 exons.